AUGACUGACACAUGUAGAAAUGAUAUGUCUUCAGUAGCGUGUCUACUUCAAGUUCAGAGUUUUAUUUUAACAGAAACUGUAAUGACUGAGAACUAUGAAUACAUGCCACGAGCGAGGCCGUACCCUGAUGUUGAAUAUCCUUUGACAAUUAAGUAUUGUGGUGAAUGCACUAUGCCUCUGGAGUAUUGUGAAUUUUCACCAUUUCCUGACAAGUGUCGAGCAUGGUUAGAAAAAAAUUUACCUGAAGAGUUUGAACGACUUAAUACCGAUGAUAUGAAUUCAAAUCAAACUGAGGCAGCGCCUAAAGGACGUCAAGUUAGGGGUGGAAAAGGAGGACCUAAAAAACCAGUAAAGCAGCAAAUAGCAGUAUUUAAAACUUCCAGAGGCAAGAAAAAAUAUACAACUAGUGUUACUGGAUUAUCCACAUUUGGGAUUGAUCUGAAAGCGGCUUCAAAGGUAUUCGGUCAUAAAUUUGCAACCGGUAGUUCAGUAACGGGAAAUGGUGAUGAAAUCGUAAUUCAAGGAGAUGUAAAAGACGAGCUAAUUAAUGUAUUAGUUGAAAAAUGGCCAGAAAUUGAUAAAGACGUAAUAGAGAAUCUUGGGGAAAUGAAACGAUAA
Messenger RNA from Schistosoma rodhaini, 618 nucleotides. The record is from the annotation of a GenBank genome assembly. NCBI's taxonomy places the organism in Eukaryota, Metazoa, Platyhelminthes, Trematoda, Strigeidida, Schistosomatidae.